CUCUCACGUGCGGAACCAAACUAUGACCUUUGUCUGAUCAAUGAUCAUCGUCUCCAUCUCUCUCUUUCUCUCUCAGUUGUUCUCUGAAUCAUUACUUACUCUUUCCUUCCCUUCUCUUCAUUUCACAAAUUUUUUAAUUCUUCCUUUUUUAUUUUGUUUCUCUGUACUUUGAAGUGGGAAUGUGAUGAUCUGUUAAAAGAAGCUGUUUUCCCGAGAAAAUUUCGAAAAAUCAGGUCCAAAAAAAGCUAAAGCUAAAGUAUAGUAGUAGUAGACUCUCUCCAAGUCUCGGUUUUUGAGCUCUUUACUUGUUUUCUUCUUCUCGUUUGGCUUCUUUAUUCGCUGAGGAGACUGACUAAUACCACAACAAAUCAUUGCCGACAAAACCUCCCGGAAAAUUCGUAGAUUUUGACUGUUGUUUUCAAGAAAAAAACAAAUUUGAACUUGUUUUUUCUUUUUUAAAGCUUGGAGGUUUUUUUUUCGGAUUGUUCAAAAUGGGUUUGUGUUACUCAGUAGAUAGGACCACCGGGAAGGAACCGGGAGAAACAAGCACCACCGCUGAGACUGCGGAUGAUAGAUUAGGCUCCGGACGGUGGCGGCGGCCGAGAGACUUGAAGGACGGCGACGAAAUGGAAGGGGUUCAAGAGGUUUCAGGUCGGUUGAUCUCGAAUGGUUCAAGUGAAAUUGCAUGUCUUUAUACGCAGCAGGGAAAGAAAGGAACCAAUCAAGACGCUAUGCUCGUUUUUGAGAAGUUUUGUUCGAGAGACGAUACAGUGUUUUGUGGUGUAUUCGAUGGACACGGACCAUUUGGUCAUAUGGUUGCCAAGAAAGUCCGAGAUACAUUGCCAUUUACAAUCUCAACCCAAUUGAAAUUAGCAUCAGAGUCGGAACAAAACGGUCUAGUGAAUGAGAAGGGUCAGAUCAAAUGUACAGAGGAAGAAGAAGAAGAAGGGGAGAGAAGCGAGUGUGUUACUACAAUGGAUGAGCAGUGGUGUGAGUUGAUACCAAAUGAGAACAACAGUGAGCAUCUUCCAGAGAUGUAUCUGCCUCUUAAACACGCGUUGCUCAAGUCUUGUCAGCAGAUAGAUAAAGAGCUUAAAAUGCAUCCUACUAUUGAUUGUUUCUGCAGUGGAUCAACUUCAGUUACUUUGAUCAAGCAGGGUGAGGACUUGGUGGUCGGAAACAUUGGUGACUCGAGAGCUGUUCUUGCCACAAGAGACGAAGACAAUGCUUUGGUCGCUGUACAACUAACCGUAGACUUAAAACCUGAUCUGCCAAGUGAAUCAGCAAGAAUCCAAAAAUUUAAAGGUAGAGUGUUUGCAUUGCAAGAUGAGCCCGAAGUAGCUCGUGUCUGGUUACCAAACAGUGACUCACCUGGUUUAGCAAUGGCUCGAGCUUUUGGUGAUUUCUGUCUCAAAGACUACGGUCUUAUCUCAGUUCCUGACAUUAACUACCGUCGCCUUACACAAGGAGAUCAGUUCAUUAUUCUAGCUAGCGACGGGGUAUGGGAUGUGUUGUCAAACAAAGAAGCUGUGGACAUUGUUGCUUCAGCUCCUAGUCGAAGCACGGCAGCUAGAGCUGUAGUGGACACAGCGGUUAGAUCAUGGAGAAUCAAGUAUCCAACUUCCAAGAACGACGACUGUACUGUAGUCUGCCUCUUUCUACAAGAUGCCAUGGAAGUUGCAAGCAGCGUAGUAAAGAAUUCACAUAAAGAAGAGUCUGUAGAGCGUGUCAGUAUCAGUAACAAGGAUGAGGAAGAGGAUGAGAUUGUCCCGGUUAAAGAGGAAAGUGUCCCUAAGAGUUGUGGGACUGAGUCGAAGAUGAUGACAAUGACACUUGCUGAAUGCAUAUCAGUUGCACAAGAUGAUGAAGAGUGGUCUGCUUUGGAAGGGUUGACAAGGGUUAAUAGUUUAUUGAGCAUUCCAAGGUUCUUGUCUGGUGAGCUUAGAUCAAGUAGUUGGAGAAAAUGGUUGUGACCUUCUUUGUUGUUUUUUUAUACUUGUUUGCUUCUUUAAGUUGAAACCGACACAAACACCAUGUUCUUUGUGACAUAUCAAUGUUUUGUUUUUUUCUUCAUGUAGUUUUGUUUGUUUCCUUCCAGUUUAAUCUUUCAGACAUGUGAGAUUGUUCAUCCUACAUGUAUAAUUUCACUACAAGACAACAAGGUUUAGACUAAUAGUAUUUUAUGUUGUGUUGUAAAUGUUUGUAUUAGGAUAAACACAUGUGUAGUUAGAUAAAGAAGAUUAGAAAUAAUAUGAUAGUGG
Messenger RNA from Eruca vesicaria subsp. sativa (arugula), 2261 nucleotides. NCBI's taxonomy places the organism in Eukaryota, Viridiplantae, Streptophyta, Magnoliopsida, Brassicales, Brassicaceae. The record is from the annotation of a GenBank genome assembly.